Molecule: messenger RNA, 906 nt
Organism: Cheilinus undulatus (humphead wrasse)
Lineage: Eukaryota; Metazoa; Chordata; Actinopteri; Labriformes; Labridae
Exons: 7
Coding region: 1-906 (301 amino acids)
Biological process (GO): homophilic cell-cell adhesion
Cellular component (GO): cell-cell junction
Molecular function (GO): ionotropic glutamate receptor binding
Source: RefSeq, a predicted model, not a curated record
AUGGGCUCGGCUGGAGGAUGGAUGCUGCUCACCCUGUGUGUGUGUCUCAGCCCUAUGAAGAAUGCUGCACUCAGGGUAACCAUGAGGGAGUCCAGUCUCAAUGUGGUUCAGGGGGAUUUUAUCGUGCUGCCCUGCUCCUUCUUCACCUCCAGUCCUCUCUCCAGACUCAAUGUCAUCUGGACUCUGGCUCCUUACUCCAGCCCAGACAGCCCCAUACAGGUGAUAGUGUAUGACCAUGGACAGGUGAUUGAAGACCCCUCCCUCAUUGGCAGGGUGGGUUUUACAGGUAUUCCCUGGAGUGCUGACAUUGUGCUGAAUGACACACGUGUGUCAGAUGCUGGGAUUUAUCGCUGCAUGGUCAACAACCCUCCAGAGACAGCAGAUCCUGGGAUAGGAGAGCUGGAGCUUAGUGUGCUGGUUCCACCAUCACUGCCUGAGUGUCAGUGGGACGGAGAUGUUGACAUGGGAGGAAGUGUCACGCUGUCGUGCUCGGUGGCCGAGGGAAUCCCCACUCCUGAGAUUCAGUGGGAAAAACUCAGUCCAGAGGAAAUUACACUUCCUGUCAACAUGGAUGGAGAUAUGUCAGGCUCUGUCCAAAUCGCCAAUGCGUCAUCUCAGACAUCUGGGCUGUAUCGCUGCUCUGCCACAAACCUCCUGGGAACAGAGAAUUGCUAUGUCAACCUGUCUAUCUACAGCACUCCAGACAGUUCCUCCGGCAUGCUGCAGGGUGUGCUGCUCACCUUGUCCAUGAGCCUGCUGCUGCUGGCGCUGCUGGUGCUCGUGUUAUGGCUCCAUCGCACAGGGCAGGACGGGAGGAGGUGGGGGGAGCCGAAAGAAGAGGAGGAGGAUGAGUGUUACAAUGAGAUACGGUACACUCCGUCUCUGAUGAAGCGUUCGUUUGUGUGA